AUGGAGGAGCCUUUUGCCGAGUGCGAUCUGAUGAGCGAUAACAUCUUUUUUUGGAAGGCAGACGAAAGAGGCAGAAACAGAAAAGCCACCACGCCCCAUGGAACACAUCAAUUCUGUUCUGAGGGAGUUGCCAGCUUGACAACGUCAGCGUUUUGUUCCUUACGACUAGCCUAUAAGCUUCCCCAAACCACUGUUAAUGAGCAGUCGCGGCUGUUACGGAGGCCAACGGCCGAUCGCUCACGGAGUCGGCAGGGCCCGCGACAUCACGAGUUCCAGGGCAAGGGUCCAGCUCUUUGCAACACCGCCUUUCGCAGUGGCGAGUCGAGGCGAGAGACGGACUCAUUCUCAGUGAUGCUCAAAGUCCUCUGGGUAUUUGAACAUCCUGGCUACGCGAUUGCGCAUGCUCGAUUGGCGUUGAAUGUGUCUGAUUCACCCUUCUCCACCACCCCUGUUAAGAGUCCUUGA
Molecule: messenger RNA, 465 nt
Organism: Parascedosporium putredinis
Lineage: Eukaryota; Fungi; Ascomycota; Sordariomycetes; Microascales; Microascaceae
Source: the annotation of a GenBank genome assembly